Molecule: messenger RNA, 918 nt
Organism: Adineta steineri
Lineage: Eukaryota; Metazoa; Rotifera; Eurotatoria; Adinetida; Adinetidae
Source: the annotation of a GenBank genome assembly
AUGGAAUUAUUGAAAAUAGCUUAUAAUAUAAAUUUAUAUUUUAUUCCAAUUAUGAUUAUAUUUGGUAUUAUUGGUAAUAUACUUAAUAUAUUUAUAUUUACUCGUCCAGCUCUUCAUCGUUCAUGUUCGAUUUAUUUUUUGGCUGGAUCUUUUAAUGGUCUUAUUAUACUUAUUUUUGGUACAUUAAAUGACUGGUUUUCACAAAUAUUUCCUGUUUUAAAUCCUAUUGGUACAUCGCUUAGUUAUUGUCGUUUUCUAUCUUAUUUCAUCUAUGUUAUUUAUAAUUUAGCUCCAUAUUUUACAGCAUGUAUUACAAUAGAUCGAUUCUUGUCAAGUUGUCCCGAUGCAAAUCUACGUCGUUUGAGUUCCCGUCCUCAAACAGCUUAUAUAGUUAUACCCAUUAUAAUUCUUAUGACAUCAAUAGCUUAUAUUCAUAUGCCCAUUCGAUAUACAAUUAUUUGGUCGAUAUGUCAACCAGAACCAGGUUUUUAUGCAAAUUUUUUUCCGUUUUUUACAACUGGAUAUUAUUUUUUUGCUAUUAUUCUAAUUAUUAUAUUUGGUUUGGGUACAAGCUAUAAUAUUCGAAGUCGACGUCGAAGAAUUCAACCAUUGGUUAAUACAAAUGCAAUAGUAGAACGACGACGUGCUCGAGGUGAUGCUCAACUAUUAAUUAUAUUAUUCGUACAUGUUGUAUGUUAUGCUGCACUUGCUUUACCAUUUCAUAUUACUCUUAUGAUAGCAGCUAUAAAACCAACACUUGCUGUGAAUAUAAUAUUUCUAUUUGCUCAACAAAUUACUUUUGUUACACUCAAUCUUAGUCAAUCGAUCAGUUUUUAUGUCUUUACAUUAACUGCUAAGAUGUAUCGAAAAGAACUUAUAAAUCUUAUUCGUCGAGUUAAAGAUCAUUACUGGCAUUAA